Messenger RNA from Ostreococcus lucimarinus CCE9901, 1785 nucleotides. RefSeq lists its product with no specific name. Gene Ontology annotation, biological process: magnesium ion homeostasis. The record is from RefSeq and is a predicted model, not a curated record. NCBI's taxonomy places the organism in Eukaryota, Viridiplantae, Chlorophyta, Mamiellophyceae, Mamiellales, Bathycoccaceae. The transcript is spliced from 2 exons. The coding region runs from base 55 to 1785 and encodes 576 amino acids.
CGCCCCUCGCCCUUCCGCGUCGCGCGCGGACGAACGCGAACGCGUUCGCGCGAUAUGUCCGCGCUCGAUGUCUGCGUCGCCGCGUGCGGCGCCGCCGCGGACGCGACGUGCGCGACGGCUUGCUUCACCGCGUCCGGCUGGGAGAUUCCCGCCGAACCGUUCCUCCCGAGGACGCCGAGCCUGAUCCUGGGGUGCUGCCUCAUCCUGCUCUCCGCCCUGUUCAGCGGCCUCACGCUCGGGCUGAUGUCGCUCGAUCCCGUGGGGCUGGAGAUCAUCGCCGAGGGCGGCGACGCCGAGGAGCGCGAGUACGCGAAGCAAAUCAUUCCGGUGAGGAAAAACGGAAACCUGUUGCUGUGCACGCUGCUGCUCGGAAACACGGCGGUGAACUCCAUGAUAUCGAUUUUGAUGGCGAGCGUGACGAAUGGGAUCAUGGGCUUGUUGGUGUCGACGCUGAGCAUCGUGAUUUUGGGGGAGAUUACGCCGCAGGCGCUGUGCUCGCGGCACGGGUUGUACAUCGGGGCGAAGACGAUUUGGAUCAUGAAGUUUUUCAUAAUGUUACUGUUCGUCGUCGCGUGGCCGAUAUCGCUCGUGCUCGAUCGCAUACUCGGGGUCGACAUAGGGACCUUUCACACGACGGAGGAGUUGAAGCACUUGGUGCGCGUGCACGUGGAGAAGCCGCAAGGCCAGGAGGAAUCGGGGUUGAAUCAACAAGACGCCACGAUGCUCACGGGGGUUUUGGAGUACAAGCACAUGACGGUGGCGGACGUGAUGACGGAUCUAGACAAGGUUUACAUGAUUGAACUGAACACGAAAAUGUCUUUCGCCGUGUUGAUGGAUAUUUACAAGAGCGGGUUCACACGCAUUCCCGUGUACGAGGGCACUCGCUCAAACAUCGUGGGGAUUUUGUUCACGAAAGAUUUGAUUCUCAUCGACCCAGACGAUGAAAUCGAAUUGUCCGCAAUCUUAGCGUUCCACGGCGGUAAGAAUGGUGGGUACAUUCGCUAUGUUAGCGAUAACACGACUUUGGACAAGGUGUUCCUCGAGUUCAAGACGGCUCGCAUGCACUUGCUAUGCGCGCACUCCGAAGACGGGCCGCCGCGCAAGGAUGGAUCAAACGCUCAAGUCACGGGUAUAAUCACGCUCGAAGAUGUGCUCGAAGCGCUCAUCAAGGACGAAAUUAUCGACGAGACGGACAACUUGAUUGACGUAAACGAGCCAACGUCAAUCGUGGAAAGGCGAGUGACGUUUCGCGGCGCCGAUCCGACCAAGUUUAUGAGCGUCUUCGAACACAAGAUGAACGAAGAAGAGAAACUCGGCGAGAAUGAAGUGAGUGCGAUCGUCGCGUUCUUAUCGUCGAACGUGGCGGAGUUUAAAACUCUCGGCGAAUACCACAAAGUGCUGCGCAAACUCAUCGAAACAUCAAAUGUCGUAGAAAACGAUGACACGAGCAGUAGCGAUAGCGAAAAUAACCUCUUGUACAGAGCUGGAGAGCCAUCAGACGUUUUUACGCUCGUCCUUCAAGGUCAAGUCAAAAUCUUCGCCGGCUCCGAAGACUUUGAGUCUGAGCUCGGUCCUUGGUCGUACAUAGGACAAAAUGCGCUCAUCACAGACCCGUACGUUCCUGAUUUCCGCGCGUACAGUUGCGGUGGAACGAGGGUGUUGAAGAUUGCUCGUGCGGACUAUAAAGCCGCGCUGGCGAGCGCGGCGGUGAAAGCCAUGGGCGCGGGCGCGAAGAAAAGAGUGCAGCUCGUGGGAUCGAAAAGCUUUUCCGAGACCGAGCGCUGA